Messenger RNA from Acipenser ruthenus (sterlet), 1621 nucleotides. Its product is annotated as prefoldin subunit 6. Gene Ontology annotation, cellular component: prefoldin complex; cytoplasm. The coding region runs from base 118 to 498 and encodes 126 amino acids. NCBI's taxonomy places the organism in Eukaryota, Metazoa, Chordata, Actinopteri, Acipenseriformes, Acipenseridae. Gene Ontology annotation, biological process: chaperone-mediated protein complex assembly; protein folding. Gene Ontology annotation, molecular function: protein-folding chaperone binding. The transcript has 4 exons. The record is from RefSeq and is a predicted model, not a curated record.
UUCCAUGAGAAGUCGCUUGAAACAGACAUUUAAGAGAGAUAACGCGAAUCGGACAAGUCUGAAUUAUUCACAGCAAUAAUAUUAAUAAUCACAACUUUUAACACCGAGCGCUACAAGAUGGCGGACAUUAUUCAGAAGAAACUGCAAACGGAAGUCGAAAAAUACCAGCAAAUCCAAAAAGACCUCAGUAAGAGCAUGUCCGCUCGACAGAAGCUCGAGGCUCAGCUGACAGAAAACAACAUUGUGAAAGAGGAACUGGACCUGCUGGACUCUCAGAACCUGGUGUACAAGCUCAUCGGACCCGUGCUGGUCAAACAAGACCUGGAGGAGGCCAAGGGCACCGUGGGGAAGAGACUGGAGUACAUCAACGGAGAGAUUAAGCGGUACGAGACUCAGAUGAAGGAGAUGGAGAAGCGAUCGGAGCGGCACCGCGAGGUUCUGGCGGGCCUGCAGCAGGAGUACCAGAAGAGCCAGGGGAAAGUACCUGUCAAGGUCUAGAGGCAGGCAACCAUCACACUGAGACACCGAGACCGAGGCACAGUGACACACACACACACCCACUGAGAGACACACACCGACUGAGACACACACACACACACACACCGACUGAGAGACACACACUGACUGAGACACACACACACCGACUGAGAGACAGUGACAGACUGACACACACACACACACCGACUGAGAGACAGUGACAGACUGACACACACACCGACUGAGAGACAGUGACAGACUGACACACACACACCGACUGAGACAGUGACAAACUGACACACACACACACUGACUGAGAGACACUGACAGACUGACACACACACACCGACUGAGAGACAGUGACAGACUGACACACACACACUGACUGAGACAGUGACAAACUGACACACACACACACUGACUGAGAGACACUGACAGACUGACACACACACACCGACUGAGAGACAGUGACAGACUGACACACACACACUGACUGAGAGACAGUGACACACACACACACCCACUGAGAGACACACACUGACUGAGACACGCACACACACACACACCGACUGAGAGACACUGACAGACACACACACACACACACACAGACUGAGAGACACUGACAGACACACACACACACACACACUGACUGAGAGACAGUGACACACACACACACCCACUGAGAGACACACACUGACUGAGACACGCACACACACACACACCGACUGAGAGACACUGACAGACACACACACACACACACACAGACUGAGAGACACUGACAGACACACACACACACACACACAGACUGAGAGACAGUGACAGACACCCACACACACACACACAGACUGAGAGACAGUGACAGACACCCACACACACACACACUGACUGAGACACACGCACUGACAGACAGCCACUCCAUUGAUCUGUGUGGCUGCUCUAGGAAUCAGUUCUUUUUAGUAGCUCUUGUUUGCUGAGUGACUCGCGGAAGGACUCGUCUAAUUGAUGGCCAGCGGGAUGACGACGAUGAUGUCAGUGCUGCUUGCUGUCCCAUCAUGCAGUGCGCUGGCUGCACACUGUUCAAGAUCUUAUUUAAUGUUCCUUUGUAUCACUGCAGAAUAAAACAAACACACAGUCUGCAAAUCUC